Messenger RNA from Entrophospora sp. SA101, 600 nucleotides. The record is from the annotation of a GenBank genome assembly. Lineage: Eukaryota; Fungi; Glomeromycota; Glomeromycetes; Entrophosporales; Entrophosporaceae.
AUGACAAACAUUCGUCGUAAUGGAGAACCAUCUUCUCAUAAUAUUAGAUUUCAAGAUUUUCUUAAAGAUGAUCCACGCUAUCUAAUAUUUCUUAUGGCCUUCAAUGAUAAUAGUUUGCACGGUGAUGUGAAAUCAAACCCAAAAGCCAUAUUAUCAUGGCACAUGUCUACUACUAAACAAAUUUAUACAUUAAGUGGAAGAUUUUACAGAUUUCCACCACCAAAAAUCUUGUCAGAUGAAUUAUCAAAUGUUCCAUCCCAAGAAUAUUGGGAAUCCAUCAGACGUCAUUACUGGUCAUCACUCUCAUCACAAACAAGAGUAGUUUUUACUUGGCCACCUUCAGGCGAAAUACCAAAAGCAAACAAGGAAGCAUUCCAGUGUGACAAACUGGAAUCAAUGUUAACAACUGAUAAUAAAAAGACAGCUUCAGAUGAUCCAAUGAAAAUUAAGCAUGAUUUCGCAUUUGACAAUUUUUGUUUAUUGGUUUUUAAAGUAAAUGAGGUGGUCAAAUUUGAUUAUGGAGGUUUUCCUAUGACUAGAGUUGUUUACAGUUUUGAUGAAGAUAGCAAUACUUGGGCAGCAAAAGAAGCAAAUCCUUAA